GCCUCCCAGCCUCGCUGUGGCCUGCGGCUCCUGGGCCGGUAGCGCCGUUCUUGAUCGCGUUGACUGGCUGUGUGUAACCGCGGGUCACGGGUGUUCGCCUCCCGUCACAGCUCAGCCCAGCGCCGCCGAGGCCGUCGGCCCCGAGCCUCCGCCAUGGACUUCGAGGACGAUUACACACACUCUGCUUGCAGAAAUACUUAUCAGAGCUUUAAUGGAAUGGAUCGUGAUUAUGGCCCCGGAUCUUAUGGAGGGAUGGAUCGUGACUAUGGCCAUGGAUCCUGUGGGGGUCAAAGAUCCAUGGACUCCUACCUAAACCAGUCAUAUGGCAUGGACAGUCACAGUGGUGGUGGUGGGGGUAGCAGGUUUGGACCUUAUGAGUCUUACGACUCCAGGUCUUCUCUGGGUGGGCGAGAUCUGUACAGAUCUGGCUAUGGUUUUAAUGAACCCGAACAAAGCCGCUUCGGAGGUAGUUAUGGUGGUCGAUUUGAGAGCUCCUACCGGAAUAGCCUUGACUCUUUCGGAGGUAGAAACCAGGGCGGGUCUAGCUGGGAAGCACCUUACUCCCGUUCAAAAUUGAGGCCUGGGUUUAUGGAGGACAGAGGAAGAGAGAAUUACUCUUCCUACAGCAGUUUUUCUUCACCCCAUAUGAAGCCUGCACCUGUAGGCUCUCGGGGGAGAGGAACGCCUGCUUAUCCUGAAAGUACGUUUGGAAGCAGAAACUAUGAUGCUUUUGGAGGACCAUCAACAGGCAGAGGCCGAGGCCGAGGACAUAUGAGUGAUUUUGGAAGCAUUCAUAGACCUGGAAUUGUUGUUGACUAUCAAAACAAACCCACCAAUGUGACAGUUACUGCUGCAAGAGGAAUAAAGAGAAAAAUGAUGCAACCAUUUAAUAAGCCUGGUGGAACCUUUAUCAAGAAACCCAAGCUAGCAAAACCUGUGGAGAAGAUGAGCCUCAGCAAAUCACCCACAAAAACAGAUCCUAAAAAUGAAGAGGAAGAAAAGCGACGAAUUGAGGCUCGGCGAGAGAAACAGAGGCGCAGAAGAGAAAAAAACAGUGAGAAAUAUGGAGAUGGAUACAGAAUGGCAUUCACAUGUUCAUUUUGUAAAUUUCGAACAUUUGAAGAAAAAGAUAUUGAACUGCAUCUGGAAAGUUCUUCACACCAGGAAACAUUAGAUCAUAUUCAAAAACAAACCAAAUUCGAUAAAGUAGUUAUGGAGUUUUUGCAUGAAUGUAUGGUAAAUAAAUUCAAGAAAACAUCUAUUCGUAAGCAACAGGCAAAUAAUCAAACAGAAGUAGUCAAAAUAAUUGAAAAAGAUGUUAUGGAAGGUGUUACUGCAGAUGAUCACAUGAUGAAAGUAGAGACUGUUCACUGCAGUGCUUGCAGUGUGUAUAUCCCUGCUUUACAUAGCUCAGUUCAGCAGCACUUAAAAUCUCCUGAUCAUAUCAAAGGGAAGCAGGCUUAUAAGGAACAAAUAAAAAGAGAGAGUGUCUUGACUGCUACAAGCAUUUUAAAUAAUCCAAUAGUGAAGGCGCGAUAUGAACGUUUUAUUAAGGGUGAGAAUCCCUUUGAAAUUCAAGAUCAUUCUCAAGAUCAGCAAACAGAAGGAGAUGAGGAGGAAGAGGAAAAGAUUGACGAACCUAUUGAAGAAGAGGAAGAGGAGGAAGAAGAAGAGGAAGUUGGGGAAGUAGAGGAAGUAGAAGAAGUGGAGGAAGUAGAGGAAGUGGGAGAAGGUGGAGGAGUAGAAGGAGUGGGGGACACAGAGGAAGGAGGGGAUGUAGAGGGAGAGGGGGAAGUAGGGGCAGUGGAGGAAGGAGAGGGAGAAGGAGAGGGAGUAGGGGAAGUAGAGGAAGAAGCAGCAAAGGAAGAGCCUGUCGGCUUCCCUGUUGACCAACCAGAAGAAAAUUAAAUAUAAGGUAUUAGUCAGUUUUAAAAGAAGCUUUAAAUUUCUGUCCCAAUGUGGAAAAGGAUAAGAAUAUCAGUAGUUUAAAAUAUGAGAGUUAACACCCAUGUUGCAUGCAUUCCACAGAUUACAAUUUGUUUUAUAUAAUUUCUAAAUGUUUGGCAUUUGUUUAAUAAAAUGAAGGUAAGACUAUUUUAGUUUAGUUUUUAUAGCUACCUAACCUAGAUUCAAUAAAUUGUUUGUAUAAUUUUUAAGCUUAAUUUUUAUUACUUUAUUGGUGUUGAGGAUAACAGAUGUGUAUUGUUAGUGUAUCUAUUCUAAUCAUUUGAACUUAAAUGCUGCUCUUGGGAGUAUAUAUUCAAGUGUGCAUUAAUGUUUUCAAUACUUACCCUAGAAGAGAUGAAUUGGGCAAGUAUUUUGUGCUCUGUGUAUUUUUUUACUGCAUUGGACAUUGAAUAUAGUAAUUUGCGUUAAGAUACGCUUAAAGCCUUUUUGUGACCAUGUUUCCCUUUGUAGCAAUAAAAUGUUUUUUACAAAAAUUCUCUCCCUGGAUUAGCAAUUUAAAAUGAAACAGAAUUCAUCAAUUAAAUGAGUAUAUAAAAUCAGGAUUUGCCUUAAUGUAUGAGUUCAGCUUAUAAGUGUUUUAAGAUAAUUGGAAGACUUGAAUUAAAAAAAUUUACUUCACUUUUUUUUAAGUAUGAUUAAAAUAUUUUAAAACAUGUUUCAAAUAGAAGUCAGUCUGUAACUGACCUUUUUAUAUUUGUUUUAAUUCAUUCCUUUUCUCUGUGCCUGUGUCAGAUCUUGAAAUCUUCUUGGAAAUACAUUUGAAUACAAAUAAUUUUUCAUAGUUAUGUUAGUUCUUUUGUCAUGCCUGUUUUUGGCUGAAGAACCAAGAAGCAAACUAUCACUUUUUAAAAAAGAAUUAUUUCUCUCUUGAAUCUGUCUCUCCUUUUUAUAGCUUAUAUACUUCAUACUUAAAAGAGAAAAUGAGAUUGAUAGAUUAUCUAUUUUCAAAUGACCAUCUGUGUCACUAAAAAAAAUAGUGCUCUUAUUUGAAUCUUUACUCUGGUCUCUUUUGAGAGGGGGGCUCUUCCAGUGAAAUUAUCUUCUCAAAAUUUUGAGGCAUUGAAUGGAUGAACAUAUGGGUAUAUUAAGUAAUUUUAAGGCAUUAAGGGGAUGAAUAUAUGGGUAUUUGUAGAAUUUCACAGAUAAUUUCUCUCUUUGCAUAUAACAAAGCUUUUAAAAAUAGAUUUUUGAGGUCAAUUUGGGUUUAUUGUUGUGGGCUAGAUUUGCUUAUCUUUAAGCUGGGAAAAUCCAAUAGACAUUUAUAUCCGCUUGUAGGGAUUUGGAGCCAAGUAAGAGAAGUUUAGUUGAAAACGGGAGAAAUUUGGAUCCUAUCUAGGAGUCUGUAUUUACUUAAAUAGGCUGCAGAGAGCCUUUGUGCUCAGGAGUUCAGAUUUUAAAGCUAAUAGGACUUGAUGGACCUUCCUGUUUCUCUUUUAUUGUAAAAUUUGGGGGAAGGGCUAAGGUAAAAGGAGAAUAGAUCCCUUUGAGAUUAGAAUUGCAGGCGGCCCUCUGUAUCCCCAGGUUCCGCAUCCCCAGAUUCAACCAACUGCAGAUCGAAAAUAUUCGGGGAAAAAAAAUUUCGGAAACUUCCUAAAAGCAAAACUUGAAUUUGCCAAGCACUGGCAACAAUUUACAUAGCAUUUAUAUUUUAUAUAGCACUCGCAUUGUAAUUAGGCAUUAUAAGUAAUCUAGAGAUGAUUUAAAGUGUAGGGAAGGAUGUGUGUAGGUUAUAUGCAAAUACUAUGUCCAUUUUAUAUAACGGACUUGAGCAUCUGUGGAUUUUGGUAUCUGUGUGGGUCAUAGAACCAGUCCCCUGUGGAUACUGAGGGAUGACUGUAUUGGGUUAUUAACUAGUAGAGUGCUUUAAAAAAAAAAAAGUGUCCCAAGUAAUUUGAUUGAUAUGUGAAACUUUUGGAAUUCUGUAUAACAAGAAUCUGUGUAACAGCUUCUAAGUAAAUGUUUUAGAAUGAGAGAUAAAGAAUAUCUAAGUAUUAAUUUUUGUCGGAAAUGUAAAAUCCUUUAUUCAGAUUAGCUUAUUUGCAGGGUAU
Messenger RNA from Balaenoptera acutorostrata (minke whale), 4016 nucleotides. It is a transcript of the gene ZNF326, whose product is annotated as zinc finger protein 326. The transcript is spliced from 12 exons. Gene Ontology annotation, molecular function: DNA binding. Gene Ontology annotation, biological process: regulation of DNA-templated transcription elongation. The coding region runs from base 154 to 1908 and encodes 584 amino acids. The record is from RefSeq and is a predicted model, not a curated record. Lineage: Eukaryota; Metazoa; Chordata; Mammalia; Artiodactyla; Balaenopteridae. Gene Ontology annotation, cellular component: DBIRD complex; nucleus.